AUGGCCAACGGUUACGGAUUCAACAAGCAUUCGACAGACUAUCCAGCCAUCUCGCGACCAACGCAGAAUGAAGAACCCAUACGCCCAAGGAACAGGCGUGUUGUUGCCCUCGCCGAUCCACCAACCGCGACCAUCGCUGAUCAGCAAACCCCCACAGGAUCACGUCGCAGGACUGGUGGUUUCGCAGGGCUGAGUAGUAUGCUCCAACAAAUGAACUCAGACAAUACACUUCUUCCUACCACCGGCAACAACGCUUUGCAGAGUCGCAAGCCCAACGCCAACACUGUCGAAGGCAGGAAGAACGUCAGUGCGAUUGUGAACAAGAAGAUCGAAUUCGACGUGGUGGAUGAGGACGGCUUCACUCAAGUCAUGUCAGCAUCAGAGAAGAGACAGAAGAACCGUGAGGCCAAGGCCGAGCAAGAUCUAGUGGACUCAGAUCGUCCGGGCAUUAACCAGAAGGUGUGGAAAGUUCCAGUUGACGGCCAAUCGACAUUCAACGGCAUCACAACCCCAUUGCCGACGAAUGGUCGUGCUACCCAGCAUCCAGGCGGUACAAACAAGCACGCCCCGGGCCCUCGUACCUUGCUGCAUGCUGUACGUUACGCAGACCAGCUCCUCGGUGUGAUCAUCCACCACACCGCGCCGAUCGAGAUCGAACACGACGCCAAGCUGGCCGACAAGUUCGUCAUCGAAGUCGGCGGCAUCAAGUACACCCUGCGCCCCCAAUUCUGGAUCAUUGUGGGUCGUGCUCAGUGGUACGUCUACGAGAUCUCCAUCUUCACUUUCAACAAGAACGGGCUCAAGUACAAGCCAAAGAACACUUGGGAGGAGUACCUGAACGUAGAGCCGGUGUUCGCUCCGAACUACACCCCACAGAGCCCGACCAUGCCUGUACUCAAGGUUCAGGCGACUACUGGGGAGAAGGUGGUUUCGCGUGACACUAUGAUCGCCAAGUGGACCAUGGUCCGCCCACGUCGUGUGGACAAGCCUGACAUUGCGCGUGUUGGUCAGCUCGACAGGGCCAGCACUGACAUCGCCGUCAAGUACGCUAAGAGCGUCAUCGGCAACAUGCCAAAGGACAAUUAG
Molecule: messenger RNA, 1086 nt
Organism: Fulvia fulva
Lineage: Eukaryota; Fungi; Ascomycota; Dothideomycetes; Mycosphaerellales; Mycosphaerellaceae
Exons: 1
Coding region: 1-1086 (361 amino acids)
Source: RefSeq, a predicted model, not a curated record